AUAUAGACAUGAGGGGUCUGUUUGGGCUGUUUGCACUUUUUACACUCAACACAUUCACUUAUUCUCUCUCUUCACGAAUAUAUAUUUAUUUCAUUAAAAAAAUGCAAAUAUUUUUGAGGAUUUCAAGCAACGUGAACAGAUCUAUGAAGUGCUAUGAGGUUUGUGUUGCUUAAAAUUCCCAAAAAUGUUUGUACUUAAAAAAGUAUAGAAAAAAAGAGAGAACGAAGAUGUUAGGUGCAAAAAGUGCAAGCACGCAAACAGACCGAUGAAGUACAGAUUUUCAACACAGUCAAAACAAACGCAUCAAUUCAGAGAAUUAAAAGCGCGGGAAACAAAACGCAUGCGCAUCAAUGUACAGCCUGCAAAACAACAUUCUAACCAAUUUCAAGCAAAUUCCAAACUGUGUACAAUGUUUAUCUUUUAAAUCAAUGUUAUUAUAGUACUUUAUAAACAUUAUCAAAAACAGGCUGAAUUGUCUGGAUGCAGGAAUUAAAACGAGAAAAGAUUAUUUUGCAUCAAUACACACAUACACAAAGGAUAGCUUGGAUAUGAUACAAGACUGAUAAUCAUGGAAUUAGAAACAAAAAAUGAAAUAAUUGCUAAUUAUAAUACGUUCUUCUAUGCGACCAUGUGUCACGUUUGCAAACGAUUUGGCAACGGCGUCUGUUUGAAGAAAUGUGGUGGCUGCAGAAUGAUCGCCUAUUGUAAUCGACAGCAUCAGAAGCAGCAUUGGUCGCAGCAUAAAUCUUUGUGUAAAGCCAUACAAGACAUACUGCGAGACUUCAAAAUGGAAAAUCACGGAACUUCAGAGGAGUGGGAUGACCAGAAACUGAACUUGAUUCUGCUUAUAUCAUUCAAGCUUGGACGUCCUCUAGAAAUGUACGAGAAAGAAAUGUUCCUGUUUCCAAGGGAAUGUACAGUCUGCCAUGAACAGGAUGGUCAGUUGUUGGAGGAUUGCCAAAGCUGUGUAUCUGUCAGCUUCUGUAAAGAUCACAAAGAUAGCAUUAAACACAAAGACACUUGCGUUUCUCUGGAACUAUGUCUUCAUUCAAAUUUAUUGUUUAUAAAUGGAGAAGACAAUACUUUGGACAUGCAUUACUUGCAGUACGUUUUUUACACUGAUACAUUUCGGAAUAUGAAUGACUUUAUAAACAUUUAUGGAAAUAUUCAGAUUGAGUCGGAAAUGUCAUACAAUAUCUUAGCAGCUAGGCAUUCACAAUAUCUCACACGACCCUUGACGUUGUUCCAUGCCAUGCAAAUAUUAGACUAUGUACCACAACGCAAAGAUCUAGUUAUUCAUGUUAUAGCUGCAAAUUAUGUUGAAGAAACUACAUUGAUGACAUGGGAAAUCCUGCUGCAUUUAAUAAAGCCUAUAAUAUCAUUGGUAGUUAUAAUGAUUGGGCCAGAAUUAAAAUAUAAAUCCAAUCUAUUACACAUUUGUGAUAACUGUAUAUUGCAAAAGAAGAAACUUUCAUUGGAGUUUUACGAUGUGUUAUAUGAGGAUUACUUAUGCAAUUCAUUAUUCAUAAAACCGGACUUGGUUGUGGGAUUUAAUGCAGGUAUUCAUGAACAUAUCUCCAAUGGAGAUACAUGGACACCGUCCAUACAGAUGCUAGCGAAACAAAAUUAUCCAUUAAUCUUAACAUGUUAUAUGCAAAAAGAAUUAGAGGAAGAGAUAGAUAGAAUAAACACUAUCCUGGAUAGAAAAGUAAAUUAUCUCUAUAGUGGAAAGAAUCCAUUUGCUAGUUUAAGACCAUUCAGAGUCCUUGGGCCUGAGCAAGUGUUUUAUCAGAAUCAUUAUUUAAUUGUCUACAAGAGUCUUUGUUCGUAACUGAUAUGCAUAAUCAGAGGUAGGAACGUUAAAACAAAUAACGCAUUACUGUUACAGUUACUUUUUGGUAAAAAUAACUCGUUACUGUUAUUAAUUACUUAUUUUAAAAAGUAACGCGUUACUUCCCAAUUUUGUGUCUAAUAUAAACAACCAAUGCAAAUUAAAAAUUGCAUUGAAGAAAAUGUCAAGUGAAAGACUGUUACUAA
Molecule: messenger RNA, 2037 nt
Organism: Trachymyrmex septentrionalis
Lineage: Eukaryota; Metazoa; Arthropoda; Insecta; Hymenoptera; Formicidae
Product: putative protein MSS51 homolog, mitochondrial
Exons: 1
Coding region: 569-1831 (420 amino acids)
Cellular component (GO): extrinsic component of mitochondrial inner membrane
Source: RefSeq, a predicted model, not a curated record